AUGGCUUUUCGUAGAAAACUUAAUGUGUUGAGUGAAGAUGAGAUAAUUACUGAACUAUUUGAUGAUAAUUUGCCAGAUCUUCCAAGUGAAAGUGAAGAUUCUGAUGUGUUUGUGGAUCAUUCUGACAGUAACUCUAGCUACAGUGACGUUGUUAGACCUACAAAGAUGCGUAAACUUAUUGUGCUCUCAACUGAUUUUGAAUCAGAAAGUGAUGACGAUUCUACAAAUGUUCCUGUUAAUCCAAGGGUCACUAACUUCAUCCGAAUUGCAAUGCUUGCUACUCUAAACAGUAGCGUAGCCAUAAACCUUGAGAAAAAUAAUGUUAAUGUGUCCAUUCUACAACAAGCUGCAGUCGAAAUUUACGAUGUCCCAGUGGGAAUUAUCAGUUUGUUAUCUGUUUGCUAUGGUGCUGUGUCUCUGUUGGCGGUUGUGGGCAACUUUUGUGUGUUGUGGAUAGUAGCUACUAGCCUCCGCAUGCAGACAGUUACUAACUUUUUCAUUGCGAAUUUGGCUUGUGCGGACAUCAUUAUAGGACUUUUCUCCAUUCCUUUUCAGUUUCAAGCGGCGUUAUUACAACGUUGGGUCCUACCCGCUUUCAUGUGCGCUUUCUGUCCCUUUGUCCAGACUCUGUCUGUGAAUGUCAGUAUUUUCACUUUGACGGCUAUUGCCCUGGAUAGGUACCGUGCCGUAAUGUUUCCUCUCAAAGCUCGGACUACGAAACUGAGGGCUAAGUUUGUUAUCCUGGGUAUAUGGGCAUUUGCCGCGGCAGCAAGUGUACCCUACGCGUUGGCUUUAAGAGUAACCUACGUAUAUGAUUCCGCAACAGGAAACUAUACCAAACCCUUUUGUAACAACGUGGGCAUUCCUAAGGUUAUCUGGAAAACUUACAACCCCAUGCUGGUGUGCUUGCAGUAUUUCUUUCCACUGUUUGUCAUCAGUUACGCAUACGGUCGUAUGAGCCUGAAACUGAAAGAUGCUCAAGCUCCCGGGAAUGCGGAAGGAGCUCGUGAUGCGGGAAUCCUUCGUAAUAAAAGAAAGGUCAUCAAAAUGCUUGCUAUCGUUGUUGCCCUCUUCUCCUUCUGCUGGCUACCAUUUCAAAGUUACAACCUACUGCAGGAGAUAUUCCCACAAAUUAAUAACUAUAAGUAUAUUAACGUCAUAUGGUUUUGCUGUCAUUGGCUUGCCAUGAGUAAUUCCUGUUACAAUCCGUUUAUAUACGCCAUCUACAAUGAAAGGUUCAAACGGGAGUUUCGACACAAGUUUCACAGGAACAGUCACAGGAGACGACGACAGCAGCAGUUCUUCGAGCUAGAUAAUUCCAAUACCAUGGUUCUAUCCGUGCGCCAGUCAAUCCGGGUAUCAAGAAUUGAACAAAGUGUCUGUCAUUUCAGUACCGCUUUAUAA
Limulus polyphemus (Atlantic horseshoe crab) is the source of this 1404-nucleotide messenger RNA. RefSeq names its product RYamide receptor-like. The coding region runs from base 1 to 1404 and encodes 467 amino acids. Gene Ontology annotation, cellular component: membrane. Gene Ontology annotation, biological process: G protein-coupled receptor signaling pathway. The transcript is spliced from 5 exons. The record is from RefSeq and is a predicted model, not a curated record. NCBI's taxonomy places the organism in Eukaryota, Metazoa, Arthropoda, Merostomata, Xiphosura, Limulidae. Gene Ontology annotation, molecular function: neuropeptide Y receptor activity.